Cyprinodon variegatus (sheepshead minnow) is the source of this 2525-nucleotide messenger RNA. Its product is annotated as dynamin-1-like protein. Gene Ontology annotation, biological process: mitochondrial fragmentation involved in apoptotic process; mitochondrial fission. The record is from RefSeq and is a predicted model, not a curated record. The coding region runs from base 118 to 2232 and encodes 704 amino acids. The transcript is spliced from 19 exons. Gene Ontology annotation, molecular function: GTP binding; microtubule binding; GTPase activity. Lineage: Eukaryota; Metazoa; Chordata; Actinopteri; Cyprinodontiformes; Cyprinodontidae. Gene Ontology annotation, cellular component: cytoplasm; membrane; mitochondrion.
GAAAGUCAGGACUCCAAAGUAGCUUUAGCCGAGGGGACGUUGAAUGACUUUGUCCCCGCGUGCUUUAACGAAGACUAAAGUUCUGUCGAGGACAUUUAGGUACUGACGUCGGCUCUAAUGGAGGCCCUCAUUCCUGUCAUUAAUAAACUUCAGGAUGUGUUUAACACAGUCGGUGCGGACAUCAUUCAGCUGCCCCAGAUAGUUGUUGUGGGAACCCAGAGCAGUGGGAAGAGUUCUGUUUUAGAGAGCCUGGUGGGCAGGGACAUCCUACCACGCGGUACUGGCAUUGUCACACGCCGGCCCCUCAUCCUGCAGCUGGUACACAUUGAUGCAGAGGAUCGCAGGAAAACCAAUGAGGAGAAUGCACCCAAGAAAAAUGGCCGCCUUACCAAAGGUAUCGAAGGAGAGGAGUGGGGGAAAUUUCUACACACCAAAAACAAGAUUUAUGCAGACUUCGAGGAGAUCAGGAAGGAAAUUGAAGCAGAGACAGAAAGAAUCACGGGUAAUAACAAGGGUAUUAGUGACGAACCCAUUCACUUAAAAAUCUUCUCUCCAAAUGUCGUAAACCUCACAUUGGUGGACCUUCCUGGCAUCACGAAAGUACCAGUAGGCGACCAACCUAAUGACAUAGAGAUCCAGAUCAGGGAGCUGAUUCUCAAAUACAUCUCAAACCCCAACUCCAUAAUCCUGGCUGUGACCGCUGCCAACACUGACAUGGCAACGUCGGAGGCUCUAAAGGUUGCCCGGGAGGUUGACCCAGAUGGAAGGAGGACCCUAGCUGUUGUGACCAAGCUGGACCUUAUGGAUGCUGGCACUGACGCCAUGGAUGUUCUCAUGGGCAGAGUCAUUCCUGUCAAACUGGGCAUUAUUGGAAUAGUGAACAGGAGUCAGUUGGACAUAAAUCAGAAGAAAACAGUGGCCGAUUCCAUUCGCGAUGAACAUGCCUUCCUACAGAAGAAGUAUCCGUCUCUUGCAAACAGAAACGGAACCAGAUAUCUGGCUAGAACAUUAAACAGGUUGUUGAUGCAUCACAUCAGAGAUUGUCUUCCUGAGCUGAAGACCAGGAUCAACGUGCUUGCGGCCCAGUACCAGUCCUUACUGAACAGCUACGGGGAACCUGUUGAGGAAAAGAGCUCCACCUUGCUGCAGCUCAUCACCAAGUUUGCUGCAGAGUAUUGUAACACUAUAGAAGGCACAGCCAAAUAUAUUGAGACAGCAGAGCUAUGUGGUGGAGCAAGAAUCUGUUAUAUUUUCCACGAGACGUUCGGCCGUACUUUAGAGUCUGUGGAUCCUCUGGGUGGCCUGACGACCAUCGACGUGCUGACGGCAAUCAGAAAUGCAACGGGCCCAAGGCCUGCCUUGUUCGUGCCGGAGGUUUCGUUUGAGCUGCUGGUAAAGCGACAAAUCAAACGGCUGGAGGAACCCAGUCUGCGCUGUGUCGAGUUGGUUCAUGAAGAGAUGCAGAGAAUCAUCCAACACUGCAGUAAUUACAGCACUCAGGAGUUAUUGAGGUUUCCAAAACUUCAUGAUGCCAUAGUGGAGGUGGUCACCUCCCUCCUCAGAAGGAGACUUCCAGUCACAAAUGAUAUGGUUCAUAACCUGGUUGCCAUUGAGCUGGCCUACAUCAACACCAAACACCCUGACUUUGCAGAUGCCAUUGGCCUCAUGAACAAUAAUAUAGAUGAGCAGAGACGCAGCAGAAUGAGAGACUUGCCCCCCUCCGUACCCAGAGAUAAGGCAGCAGCGAGUAGCGUCCCUGUUACAGAGCAAGGAGACGGUGGGACAGGCAGCUGGAGGGGCAUGUUAAAGAAAGGAGAGGACUUUCUACCAGGUGACAGGACAACACUCCAACCUCUGCCCUCAGCAAGCCCCAUGAGGGGUCAUGCUGUCAACCUGCUGGAUGUUCCGGUACCAGUAUCCAGAAAGCUAUCUGCUCGUGAACAAAGAGACUGUGAGGUCAUCGAGAGACUCAUCAAGUCAUACUUCCUGAUUGUUCGGAAGAAUAUCCAAGACAGUGUACCAAAGGCAGUGAUGCACUUCCUGGUGAACCACGUGAAGGACUGCCUGCAGAGCGAGCUGGUGGGUCAGUUAUAUAAGACGGCCCUGCUGAACGACCUGCUGACAGAGUCUGAGGACAUGGCUCAGAGACGUAACGAGGCCGCCGACAUGUUAAAGGCUUUGCAGAAAGCCAGCCAGGUGAUUGCAGAGAUUAGAGAGACCCACAUGUGGUGAGCAGCAACCGUCUUCAGCCUCCUAGCUACAAAGCAUCCGUCUCCUGAUGCUGCAUCUCAGCUAUCUGGCCACUUGGAAAUGCACUGACAUGGAAAAAUGUAUUACCAGUAUAAAAUUAUGAUGUACAGAACAGCGAGGACUGUCUAUUAAUAGGGGAUGGUAUUAUUGCAGUCCCAAAUGAUAUUUUCUUAAAGGUAAUUAAAAGCAGAAAUAUGUAUAAUGUUAUGUCACCACUGUGUGGAGCCUUGCUUAAAAACAUCUGCUAUUAUUUUAGAUUGAAAUAAAAGCUAUAA